Molecule: messenger RNA, 1657 nt
Organism: Amphimedon queenslandica
Lineage: Eukaryota; Metazoa; Porifera; Demospongiae; Haplosclerida; Niphatidae
Product: major facilitator superfamily domain-containing protein 12-like
Exons: 10
Coding region: 18-1565 (515 amino acids)
Biological process (GO): carbohydrate transport
Cellular component (GO): plasma membrane
Molecular function (GO): symporter activity
Source: RefSeq, a predicted model, not a curated record
AGCAAUCGUAGACAAUUAUGGAGAGGUCGGUAAAUGUCACUGAAGAUGAAGCUGACGCUGAGAGGCAACUAUUGAGGCCACACAGAAAGAUAGCAUACGCCUUAGGCAAUUUCUUUACCGUUCUUGCUAUUGCUGUCUGGUUUCCAUACAAUGUCUCUUUUUUUCAAUUUGUUUUGGGACUCUCAGCUAAAAAUGCUGGCAACAUUGUCCUGAUUGCUCAAGUAGGGGGAGCUAUAUCAACGCCUUUAGUAGGGAUGUGGUCUGAUAAAUGUUCUUGUAAAAUUCCAGGGAGAAGGAAAAUAUUCCACCUGAUUGGCCUUAUCACACUUGCAUUAGUGAUGUUCUUCUUGUGGUACAAAUGCCUUGGGUGCAGUCAUGCAUCCGAGGUGUACCAAGUUAUUUAUUUUUGUUGCUUUGCUAUAAUUUUUCAAUUUAGCUGGGCAUCAGUUCAAAUUGGCCAGUUAGCCCUCCUUCCUGAAAUUUGUGUUCAAAAAAGAACCCAAGUCCAAUUGAAUUCAUUGAGAUAUAGUUUUACUAUCAUUGCAAGCCUUGUUGUUUUUGGAUGCUUUUGGUUGCUCUUAAAGUUUUAUUCUGAUGACAGUGACAAAAAUACAGGAGAUACACCAUUGACACCUGAUGAUCUUAACAUAUUCUUGAUUAUGUCAGCAGUUGUUAUUGGAUUAGGAUUUCCCUCCUCCCUCCUCUUUCAGUUUUUGAUUCCUGAGAAAGUAAAUGUUAAUCUAGCAAAGCAAACUUGGUACAAAUGGAUUGUUAACCCAAGAUUUUAUCUUACAGCCUUGUGUCUAAUAGGAGCAAGAAUAAUUGUGUUGGUGCCUCAGACUUAUAUGCCGCAUUAUUUUACAAUUACUUUGAAAAUGUCUAAAAGUUCCAUUGCAAUAGGACCGUUGAUACUUUAUAUCAGUAGCUUUUUUACAACACUUGUGAUAAAAAGAUGUAGAGGGAUCAUUGGAGAUAAUAUGACUUAUUUCAUUGGUAUGGCAGUAGUUUGGGGAUCUGUUAUAUUUUUUUGGACUAAGAGUCCCACAGAUGAUAUGUCUUCACACUUUAAUUGGAGCCGUGACUGCAUUUUCAUUGCUACUGUGCUGUUGGGUGUUGGAGGUGCUAUGACUGUAGUGAUUGGCCUCAGUAGAAUCUCAUUCUUGGUAGGAAAAUUCAAAGGCAGCAGUGCUUUUGUGUAUGGUUGGAUAUUGUUUGUUGAUCGUAUUUCAAAUGGAAUCAUAGUUAGUGUUAUUCAACACAUAGUACCAGAAAAUAGUGACCCAGAUGAAUUAGAAAAUCAUUAUAGAAAUGUAAUGGUUUAUGUUCCUUUUUUUGCUUCUGGUCUUGGAUUAACUGUAACUUUUGCAUUUAUUCUACUGGACUGGGUGACAAAGAGAGGUCAAAAGACAAAGGCCAGGACCAUUAGCAAACUAGGAUCACCAAUUAACUAUGGCACAGGCUCAGAUUCAAGCAGUAUUGUAUCAGGUGGUGGUACCAUCACAUAUGAGGAGAGCUCUGAUGAUGAAUCAGAUGAUGACAUACAAAGAUUUACAGAAACACUGUGAGAGUAUAGUUUUGGCUAAAAACAUUUUGAGUGAAAUAAGAAUUUAUGAUAAUAGUUGCCAUUUGGUUUAUCAUACAAGCAUCAUGCAUAAAA